CACCACUUUUUAAACCCGUCGCACAAUGCGCAUCUCCCAUUUCAACAAGGGCCGUACCUAGGAGAGCCGCGCAAGCCAUAGCGCUCUCCCCACCCCCCCGCGAGGUCCCCCGGCCUCCGCGCACCCCGGCUCGCGGGGCGGUGCUCGGGGCCCUCCCCGCCAUGCGCCCUUCCCACGCACAGCCGCCGCCGCCGCCGCCGCACCUCCAAGAAAACCGCCAGCUAUCCCGUCAAGAGCCGCAGGAUGAACCCGAACCGGGACCCAACAAGGAGGUGCCCUUGCUCCGGUCGCUGGCAUCGACGCCGUCGCUGCUGAGGAACCGGUCGUCUCUGUGCAAGCAGAAAUCGUGGUCCCCAGAUAUGUUUCGGGAGGAGGCGUGGCUGCGGCGUAAGGGGAACUUCAGGAACCGCCAGAGCAAGAGCGUCACGGAGGAGGACCUCGACGAGCUCAAGGGAUGCAUAGAACUUGGGUUCGGGUUUGACUCGCCGGAGGUCGUGGACGGCCGCCUGUCGGACACCUUGCCAGCUCUGGGGUUCUACUACGCCGUGACGAGGCAGUGCGGCGGGAGCGUCCUGAGGUCAGCGGAGACGUCGACCUCAACUGCGUCGGACUGCGACAGCGCGUCUCCCAUCGGCAGCCCCCAUGCCAUAUGUGGACCCAGCGAUAAUCCUGACGUGGUGAAGACGAGGUUGAGACAGUGGGCGCAGAUAGUUGCUUGUUCGGUGCGGCAAUCGUCUUCCUAAGCUACCAUCAUUAAAUAACAUCAUCAUCAAUUAUAGCUCGGGGUUAAACUGGAACUCAACCAGAGUCAAGAAGCAGCGAAAACCCAUGUGCAUCGACCCAACCUGUAAUUCAGAAUAUUAAUUCUCACACCGACCUUGCUUGCUCAGAAAAUAUUAUGUUUAAAGUAGUGGGAGAAGCAAAGGUGAUGACUUGUACCUGCUUGUUGCCUGUAGGGCUUUCCUUAAAGUGGGUAAUGAACCUUGGUACUGAUGUUUGUUUAUUAGCUGUCGGCUUUGAUGUUGCCUUUAUAGAUGGGCUGCUCGGCUUAGGAAGUUGUCGAAAGUUAGAUGCCUCUAGUUGCUGAGCUGAGUAGAGUUUUCCUUGGAUCUCUUUUCGGGUUUGUUUAGGAAUCUGUGUCUAUGCUUGAUGCUCUCUCCUUUACAUGUCUUUUGCAAAGGAGUGUAAAAAAUAAAAGUGACUUGUCUCUUCUCCAAACCGACCUUUGUUUCUGAAAUUUAGAAAUGAAAGGAAAUGUGAAUCUCGAA
Eucalyptus grandis is the source of this 1268-nucleotide messenger RNA. RefSeq lists its product as hypothetical. The transcript is spliced from 2 exons. The coding region runs from base 162 to 743 and encodes 193 amino acids. NCBI's taxonomy places the organism in Eukaryota, Viridiplantae, Streptophyta, Magnoliopsida, Myrtales, Myrtaceae. The record is from RefSeq and is a predicted model, not a curated record.